UGGCAGUACGUAUUCACUACAUCCGUUGAAGGCAACAAAAUGGUCGUGUAAUUCUAUCGUCGAGUGAACGUAAAAUUGUGAGAAUAAACGUUGCUUUAGUCGAAACACUAGUAUACAGAAAGUAUCUGCGUUCAUUUAAUUUGAAAAAUGACUGCGAUACCUGGUACUGUGGCCUUUGACGAAUAUGGACGUCCUUUCAUUAUUCUUCGUGACCAAGAGAAACAAAAACGCCUAACCGGCAUAGAUGCAAUUAAGUCACAUAUUUUGGCAGCCCGUAAUGUGGCCAACAUUCUCAAAACCUCCUUAGGACCUAAGGGUCUUGAUAAAUUGAUGGUGAGCUGUGAUGGAGACAUCACUGUAACAAAUGAUGGAGCAACAAUUCUGAAGAACAUGGAUGUGGACCAUGAGAUUGCUAAAUUAAUGGUUCAAUUAUCACAGUCUCAGGAUGAUGAAAUUGGGGAUGGUACUACUGGAGUAGUUGUGUUAGCUGGUGCCCUUUUGGAACAAGCUGAACAAUUGCUAGAUAAAGGAAUUCACCCGAUUAGAAUAGCAGAUGGUUUUGAAAUGGCAGCAAAGUGCGCAGUAGAUCAUCUGAAAGAAAUUGUAGAUGAGUUUGAGGGCAGCACAGAAAAUUUAGAGCCAUAUAUUGAAAUUGCUAUGACUAGUCUUGGUUCAAAAAUCAUCAACAAGUGCCACAGGCAAAUGGCAGAAAUAGCUGUAAAUGCGGUAUUUGCGGUUUUAGAUCCUGUUUCGCGCGACGUGAACUUUGAGUUGAUAAAGGUAGAAGGAAAAGUUGGUGGUAGAUUAGAAGAUACUGUCUUAGUCCGGGGUGUUGUAAUUGACAAAGACUUCAGCCAUCCUCAAAUGCCAAAGAGGUUGGAGAAUGUUAAAUUGGCAAUUCUGACCUGUCCGUUUGAACCGCCCAAGCCGAAAACGAAACACAAGUUGGAUGUUACCUCCGUCGAAGACUACAGAGCGCUGCGCGAUUACGAACAAGAAAAGUUCACGGAAAUGGUGAAGAGGGUUAAAGAUGCCGGAACAACCCUUGCUAUUUGUCAAUGGGGAUUCGAUGACGAGGCCAACCAUCUUCUUCUCCAAAAUAAUUUACCAGCAGUCAGAUGGGUUGGUGGGCCAGAAAUCGAACUAAUCGCCAUUGCUACCGGUGGUCGUAUCGUUCCGCGUUUCGAGGAGUUGACACCAGAGAAACUUGGCCAUGCAGGCAUCGUCAGGGAACUAACUUUCGGCACGACUAAGGACCGAAUGCUCGUUAUCGAAGAAUGCAAGAACUCCCGAGCGGUCACUAUUUUCAUUCGCGGUGGUAAUAAAAUGAUUAUCGAAGAAGCCAAACGAGCUAUUCACGACGCCCUGUGUACAGUUCGUAAUGUCAUUAAGAGCCAACUAAUUUUAUACGGUGGCGGUGCUGCCGAAAUAUCUUGCGCAAUUGCGUGCACAGCUCAGGCAAACAAGAUCAGCACUUUGGAGCAAUACGCGUUCCGUGCGUUUGCCGAAGCUUUGGAAGCCAUUCCAAUGGCGCUCGCUGAAAAUUCCGGUCUUUCACCCGUAGAUACCUUAACCGAAAUAAAAGCCCGCCAAAUACUCGAGAAGAAUCCCAGUUUUGGUAUCGAUUGUAUGAAUCGCGGCACUGUCGAUAUGAAAUUGCAAAACGUUGUCGAAACAUUGACCAGUAAAACGCAACAGAUCGUAUUAGCCACACAAUUGGUAAAGAUGAUACUUAAGAUUGAUGAUAUACGUUCACCGAGCGAUGCCGGUGAUGCAGCCUAAAGAUUUCCCGUAUUUCUUCCUUCUACAUUGAAUUAUUGUACGAAGAGAAUCAAUUAUAAUAUUUAAUUAUA
Messenger RNA from Osmia lignaria (orchard mason bee), 1853 nucleotides. It is a transcript of the gene CCT5, whose product is annotated as chaperonin containing TCP1 subunit 5. The record is from RefSeq and is a predicted model, not a curated record. Gene Ontology annotation, molecular function: ATP binding; ATP hydrolysis activity; ATP-dependent protein folding chaperone. NCBI's taxonomy places the organism in Eukaryota, Metazoa, Arthropoda, Insecta, Hymenoptera, Megachilidae. Gene Ontology annotation, biological process: protein folding.